Messenger RNA from Benincasa hispida (wax gourd), 4099 nucleotides. RefSeq names its product G-protein-coupled receptor 1 (gene GCR1). Gene Ontology annotation, biological process: adenylate cyclase-activating G protein-coupled receptor signaling pathway; cell surface receptor signaling pathway. Gene Ontology annotation, molecular function: G protein-coupled receptor activity. The record is from RefSeq and is a predicted model, not a curated record. Gene Ontology annotation, cellular component: plasma membrane. NCBI's taxonomy places the organism in Eukaryota, Viridiplantae, Streptophyta, Magnoliopsida, Cucurbitales, Cucurbitaceae.
AACUCGACGGACAUGAAUGAGAUCGAGGAACACUGGAGCAACAAUUUUCUGUAUGUUGGGGCGAUUAGGAAACGGUAUAUCUACAAACCGGCAAAAACGCAACAGUUCAGAUUCGAGAACUAAUUCUUCGUCAGUGAUUCUCCCGGGAGAUUGAAAUCGAGCAGUGCCGACCCCGGAAAAAAUGACGCCCGUUGUGCGAGUUGCCGGGAGUAUUCUCGGCCGCGAUCGACUUCUCACGGCGGUUAUCGCCGGAGCCUCCAGCCUUUCGUUCGUGGGAUCGGGAUUCAUAGUGCUCUGUUACGUCCUCUUCAAAGAACUUCGCAAGUUCUCCUACAAGCUCGUCUUCUAUCUUGCCCUAUCCGAUAUGCUUUGCAGUUUCUUCACUAUGAUUGGGGAUCCGGCAACUGGAUUUUACUGUUAUACUCAGGGCUAUAGCACUCAUUUCUUUUGUGUGGCAUCGUUCUUGUGGACCACAACGAUUGCAUUCACCCUUCACCGUACAGUUGUUAGACACAAAACCGACGUUGAAGAUUUGGAGGCUAUGUUUCACUUGUAUGUAUGGGGGACGUCGUUAGUGUUGACUGUUAUACGUUCAAUUGGUAAUAACCAUGGACAUUUGGGUACCUGGUGUUGGGCACAGUCAAGUCGUACAGGAAAGGCUGUUCACUUUAUAACAUUUUACAUGCCACUCUGGGGUGCAAUUCUCUACAAUGGCUUUACUUACCUUCAAGUGAUACGCAUGCUUAAUAAUGCUACCCGUAUGGCAGUUGGCAUCUCAGAUAGGGCUUACCAGUCGGAUGCAAGAGCAGACAUGAAGGCUUUAAACAGAUGGGGAUAUUAUCCGCUCAUCCUCAUAGGGUCAUGGGCUUUUGGUACAAUCAACCGUAUCCAUGAUUUUAUUGAGCCAGGUCAUAAAAUCUUUUGGCUGUCGGUUCUUGAUGUUGGGAUGGCUUCUCUAAUGGGCUUGUUCAAUUCAAUAGCAUAUGGUUUUAAUUCUUCAGUGCGACGGGCAAUUUAUGAAAGAAUAGACCUAGAUAGAAGCAGAAGUCGUGGUUUUAUUAAAUAUUGUGAAGUUGGCAAAAUUCUAUUGAGCAUCUGGAAGAACUUCAUCGUGGGACUACUUUACUGUCACGAGACUUGGGGCUUCAGUGACAGAUAAGUUCAAAGAAGUGAAUCGAGAAAACUUUGCUUAUGCAAUUUCCUUAGUCUUGAGUCCCUGAUAUAAUGUUUAUUUGUCCAAGGACCAAGCCUCCGUGGUCCAUUUGGUCUCAGAUAAACAUUCUUUUGAGUGAUUGCUUGUUUUGGCAUAUCUUAAGCAGGUUUUGGCCUGAGAAGCUACGAAGAUGGCUCCCCAGCAAUUCAAGGUUCCGAAACCAACAACAAGAGGGUGAACUGGUUUCCUUGAAAAGUCUGGAUCAGCCAUAGUAAAUUAGUCAACGGACAUGCCUCCAUCGGCUAGCCUUCCAUUACAAGAUUUAUUUCCUCCAUUUUCUUUGGAGGCCAUGUAUAUAGGAGCCCAGCAAUUCAUUGUCCGUGUAGGGUAACGACCAUCCAUUCAGUUGAUGUGAUUAUCAUGACCUCCUGUUUUCCGCGGGUACUGACUCUUCACUGUUCUCUGAUUGAUGAUAUGAUAGAGAAUUUGGCAGUCUCUCUCAAGUGGUGAUCAGGGAUGGAAAAUCGUGGAAUAUAAAGCCUUUGGAUACUGAAUCUGUAGAUUGUAGAAAAAGAUUGAGCUGCCUAAUCAAAAUUCCUGUAUGAAGCUUUAUGCGCCGUUCAUUAUCACUUUAUCAUUGCUAAGCGUUCACGCAGCUUUAAUAUUAUAUUAUUACACAUCAUAGAAUGAUGCUCCUCACUUUUUUGCAUGUUUCUACUUUAAUACGACAGUUUCUUUCUUUCUUUCUUUCUUUUUUAUUGCACCAGGUCACUGGUCUAUUUGCGCCAAAUGCUUUGAAAAUUUUGUGUGGUUACGUUUAGUGAUGAAUAUUGUGUUCCAAAACUCUGAGUUGGCAGCUUAAUUUUAUCUCUUAUCAUGUACUGUGUUGUUUAAUUUAGUGCGUUUCGUUUGUGGCUUCUGAAUAAUUCCAAUUUCCAUAAAAAGCACAUAUCAGUAUCACCAAUCCCAGAUGAUUUGCAAGGUUGAUAGGUGAGGCCGCCGCAACUGCAGCACAUGCUUUGGCCAUUCAGUCUGGAUAGGAUGGUGGUCUCUAUCAAUGGUGGCGAAUGGCGGUUGCUUCCCAUUGCAGAUAAGGAUGAGGUGGAAGCUGCCGUUUCUUUACAGAUAAGCCAUCUUCACUCUGAAAUUAAAUUCUCGUCAUUGUAUGGACACGUCUUAGGAGGGGUUUUGAAAUAGCUAAAAUCAAUUCUCAUUAUCAAAAUCAAUCUAAUAUCACGUAGAUUCCUCUUGGUAAUAAUUUAUUUUUCCGUUUUUAAAUAACUUGCAUCUUUCAUUAAUACAAUGCUUGAAUUCAUAGUUAAAUUUUAAAAAUAAAACAAGUUUUUAAAAGCUACUUUUUUUACUUUUCAAAUUUUAACUUGUUUUUAUAAAUAACUGAUAAAAUGUAGAUGACAAGUUUAGAGGUGGAAGUUGUAUGUAUAUGCUAAUUUUCAAAAACAAAAAAUAGAAAACCAAAUGGUUAUCAAUUGGAACCUUAAUUAAUUAUUCAAAAUUAAUUUAAUAUUUAAUUUUAAUUUAAGUGCCGUUUGUAUAUCAUCAAGAUUGGUUUUGAUUGGUAAAAAAAUAUGUUUAAAUGAUUUUAAAUUUUUUUAGAAAAACUGAUUUCAACUAUUUUAGAAUUGAAUCUACAUUUAAAAAAAAUAUUAUAUUGGCAAAUCAUGUCUUUUGGGGUUUGUUUUGGGUUACAGCCUCCCAUAAUGAUGUUAUUUUAAAGAAAGUCACCUGUCUUCAUCUAUGUUUUCAUGUUUUCUUAUUAAAUUUGAUCUAAAAUUUAUCCAUUCGUAUUCAUUUUACCUUGGAACUUUCAGUUUCAUCAAAUUGCAUUUUAAACUUAGAUAAGAAUUGUAAUAUUAUUUCUAAAUUUUAAAGAAUGUUGUAAUUUUAACCCUCUAUUUAGUUUUUAUUUCAAAUAUCAUUAAAAAAAAUUCUCUUAUAUGUUUGAUGGAUUAUAAAACAUGUAUCCAAUAUGAAAGUGACGAAACUUUAGAGAAAAUGAUAUUAGAGCUAAUUUUUAGUUUAAAUUUAUGAACUUUGGCAAAGUGAUCCGAUGGUUAAUUUGUACGUUGAUCAAAUUAUUUGUGUGAAUUUAUUUUAUUGAAGUUAACAAGUUAAAGAAGAUUUCUAUGCGAUUUUUUAAAAAAAUUAUUGGGCAUAUUAGCUGAAAUUGAAUCAACUGAAAAAUUGCAACACUUGUUUAUGUUUAAGGUUUCGUUGGAAUUAAAAAUUUAGAAUCUAAAUUGAUACAACUUGAUAAGUUUGGGUCUAAUUGCUAAACGAUCUUCCUAAAAUUUUAAAUUUUAAAAAAACAUUAGCUAAACAUACCUUUUGUAAUAAAUUCCUUCAAAAAUAUCUCGCCAAGGAUUCUAGAGUUUUCAAUUUUAUUAUGGGUAUUCAACUCUUUUCUUUCCACGUGUUUUUUUUAAUCCGCGCCUGGCCGAUUAGAGUUAGAUGUAACUAAUAAAACAGAACAAUUCAUAACUAAAAUUUCAUGGUAAGCACGUCAAACAAAAUCAACGCCAUAAGAUAUUAUGUUUCUUUCUUAAAAAAAAAAAUAAUCGGACAAGUGAUUACGUUUGAAAAAUGUUAUAAAUUGAAAUUAACUUUGAAAAGCUAUUCAAAAUUCACUGUUUUCUUCUUCUUUUUUUUUUUUCCCUGAUUGACAAGGUACAAGAGGCCUAUAUGGAAAUUUCGACUGCGUAACAGCUUUAAAAUAUUCGAUUAUUGAUAUUAUUGUUGUUGUUGACUUUUGAGUGUAGGUGAAAAAAAUUUCAAUUGAAAUCUUACCUGUAGAUGAGAAAUUUGAGAGUAGUAGCAGUUGCUAUAUAGUACGCAAACUUGAGAUGACAACUAAUGAUUGGGGAAAAGAAUAAUUAUGCUGUAAACCAACUCUUUCCACACGUCGCACUACGGAGAGAUUUGACACAG